Nicotiana tabacum (common tobacco) is the source of this 1006-nucleotide messenger RNA. RefSeq names its product dehydration-responsive element-binding protein 3. The record is from RefSeq and is a predicted model, not a curated record. Lineage: Eukaryota; Viridiplantae; Streptophyta; Magnoliopsida; Solanales; Solanaceae. Gene Ontology annotation, biological process: regulation of DNA-templated transcription. Gene Ontology annotation, molecular function: DNA-binding transcription factor activity; DNA binding.
UUUGACAUUCAAUAAAUACUCACACUCAUCCAAAAAGGCAUACAUUAACCAGAAAAAACACAGCCGAAUGACGAAACGAAAAACAAGACAGAGUGCUAAUACUGGGAAUAGAUACCCAGUUUAUAGAGGAGUUCGUAUGCGAAGUUGGGGAAAAUGGGUGUCUGAAAUACGUGAACCUCGUAAGAAGUCACGUAUUUGGCUGGGCACUUACCCUACCCCAGAAAUGGCCGCUAGAGCACAUGAUGUUGCCGCAUUGAGUAUAAAAAAGAACUCAUCUAUUCUAAAUUUUCCUCAUCUCGUAAACUCGUUGCCUCGCCCAGUUUCACUAUCACCAAGAGAUGUUCAAGCUGCUGCAGCUAAAGCAGCUUCAAUGGAGGAGCCAAUUAUUAGUUCUAUCUCUUCUUCAAAUUCUGACUGUACAUUGGAGACAAUAACAUCAGCAUCAGACGUCGAGUUGGGUGAAAUUAUAGAGCUUCCUAGUUUGGAGGGAAGCUUUGACUCGGACGAGCCGAAGAAUGAGUUUAGGUUAAGUGACUCGGUUGACGGUUGGCUGUACCCGCCGUGGUGGGCACCAGAUAGCGAGUUUUGUGAGUAUUUACUUGAGCAAGAUGCCUUUGGAGAGAGUUUAAUUCUUAGCAACUUCGACAGGCAGAAAUAGGGUUUUGCUAUAAUAUUGAUCAAAGAGUGAAAGAGACUCGUGGUUCAGCUGUAAGGUUGUCUUUGUAUGUUGGUCACGUCGUUCGGGCCGUAAAUCAACCAUUAACGGUUGUAAUAGAUUCUUGAACUAGGGUAGAUUUUACAUUAUACCCUUUGAACUGCGGUUCUUUUCCGAAUACUACCUAAAUACAAAAUACUUUAUAUAUGAGGCUGUCUUACCGAUCAAAGAGUGGUGUGAGUUUUUUAAUUCUUUUUUUAGACAUUUGGAUAAUUUCUACGAUUCUGCCAACUAGUCGUGUGUGUUUGUAUGUAAAUAAUGUGUAAUAUACUUGUAAUACAUGUCAGAGUA